AUGCAACCUAUCUCUCUGUCUACUGCAUGUCUGGUUUUCCUGCUGCUCGCGAGAGCCGUGGUCGGAGUUGCUAUAGGCUUGGAUCCGCGGCUGGUUGACCUCGGGUACGCGCGCUAUCGGGGGUUAUACGAUGCCAAGCGCGGUCUCGACAUCUGGAGAGGCAUCCGCUAUGCCGCUCCUCCCGUUGGCCCCUUACGCUGGCAGAUGCCACAGCCGCCCCUUGAUGAGAGCGCUGUUGGAAUUAUCGACGCAACAGACCUACCGCCACUCUGCCCACAGGCAGGUGCCUUUGCCACGCCCGUCGAGUACGGCUUCAAUGGCGGGCCAGGUGCAAACGGCCUGCCUGUCCUCGUCUGGAUCCAUGGGGGCGGUUACUCUCUCUUCGGAGCACGCUACGAUCCAAGUGGCUGGAUCGCUGCUGGUGGUUACCGCUUCGUGGCCGUGGAGAUCCAGUAUCGGCUUGGUGCAUUUGGAUUUCUUGCCUCGCGAGAAGUCAGAGCCAAAGGCCAGCUCAAUGCUGGCCUGCUGGACCAGCGCCGAGCUCUUCAAUGGGUGCAGCAGUACAUCGCACACUUUGGAGGAGAUCCGAGCCGGGUGACUGUGGCCGGCGAGUCGUCAGGAGCAGGCUCGACUCUACAUCAAGCUCUUGCUUACGGUGGCCGUGACGAAGGUCUUUUCUCCAAUAUCUACAUGUCAAGCCCAUGUCUGCCACCGAUUUAUGCGUACAAUGAUGAGUAUCCAACGGAACAUUUUCGUAAAUUCGCGGAACUAGCAGGGUGUGCCAGCAGGGCGACAGCACAAAGUUGUGGCGAUCUCGUCUUCGAGUGCUUAGUCGCAGCUGACACCAGUGUGUUGCAAAAUGCGAGCGAAGCAGUUGCCGCUACGCAGGGGUAUUUCGGCAGUUUCGCAUGGCUGCCCGUGGUCGAUGGUCGCUUUGUUAGAAGCAGGCCCACAUCGCAGCUUUUAGAGGGCCGGGUGGCCGGCAAGCGUAUUUUGGUCGGUACCAAUGCCAACGAAGGUGUGCCCUUGACCAACCCAAGAGUCAACAACAAACAGCAGUACGACGAUUUCAUCAGAUCACAAUACCCAAAUUUGAACGCGGCCGAUCAUGCCCACAUUGAAGGGCUUUACCGCGUUGACGAUGCUCUCGAAUAUGGUUCUCGGAUGAUAUUUGAUACGACAGGCAAUUCCGCGCCAUCUGCGCUACUACAAUCGGGCAUGGCCACGGGGAUACAGCAAACUGUGUUCAACAUGGCUGCAGAAACGACAUUUGCUUGUCCCGCUCAGUGGCUGUCGGAAGCUCUCAGUCGCCAUAACCGCUCAGUAUGGAGAUAUCAGUACUCCUUGACGGCAUCGUACCACGGCGCAGAUCUCGCUGCUAUUUUCAAUCUUGGCUUGGGCUUCACCAGCAUUGCUCCAGGUUUUCGCCAUGCGUUGCAGAACAUGCUGUCCGCAUUUAUUACCAACGACUGCCCUACCAUCCCAGCCGAUAUCGCUACUGGGUACAAAGAGAACGCCUCAGUUCCCCUGCAUAUGAGUAUGGCUGUCUCAGAAGAAGUCACUGCUUGA
Molecule: messenger RNA, 1569 nt
Organism: Microdochium trichocladiopsis
Lineage: Eukaryota; Fungi; Ascomycota; Sordariomycetes; Xylariales; Microdochiaceae
Product: Alpha/Beta hydrolase protein
Exons: 8
Coding region: 1-1569 (522 amino acids)
Source: RefSeq, a predicted model, not a curated record